This is a messenger RNA of Prunus avium (sweet cherry), 1647 nucleotides long. NCBI's taxonomy places the organism in Eukaryota, Viridiplantae, Streptophyta, Magnoliopsida, Rosales, Rosaceae. The record is from RefSeq and is a predicted model, not a curated record.
AUGGACAAUCGGUUGCGACUUACAACCACAAUAGAGGGUAUUAGGUAUCUAGCAAAUCAAGGAUUGGCUUUUCGAGGCCAUGAUGAAUCCAUUGGCUCAUCUAACCGAGGCAAUUUCGUUGAAAUCAUAAAGUGUUUUGCAAGAAUGAAUAUGGAAGUUGAGAAAGUUGUCCUAGAUAAGGCUCCUCAAAAUGCUCAGUAUAUUUCUAAUGACAUACAAAAACAAAUCUUGCAUAUUUUUGCUACCAAGGUGAGGAAGACAAUUUGUAGAGAACUUGGGAAGAACAAAUUUUGUAUUCUUGUUGAUGAAUCGCUUGAUGAAUCAGGUAAAGAACAAAUGGCUAUUAUUCUAAGAUUUGUUGAUGAUCAAGGACUUAUUCGUGAGCGUUUUUUUGACAUUGUGAGUGUUGCAGACACUAAUGCCUUGACUCUUAAAAAAGAAAUAUGCAAAGUGCUUGGUAAUAACGACAUUCUAGUGGAAAACAUGCGUGGUCAAGGAUAUGAUGGUGCUAGUAAUAUGCGUGGUUCAUGGAAUGGAUUACAGGCAUUGUUUCUUGCAGAUUGUCCAUAUGCAUAUUAUGUGCAUUGUUUUGCUCAUCGCUUGCAAUUAGCAUUAAAUGGCUUAGCCAAAGAUGUGAAAGUUGUAUGGAGAUUUUUUUUAAUGCUGACUAACAUUGUGAAUUUUGUUAGUGCUUCUGCUAAGCGUCGUAAUGAGUUAAACUUAAUUCGAAAAAAUGAACUCAAGGAGUUGUUGGAUUCUGGGGAACUUGAAACAGGUAAAGGACUUAAUCAAGCUCGUACUUUGAAACGAGCUGGAGCAACUCGUUGGGGAUCUCAUUUUGCCUCUAUUACAAGUUUGAUGAGUCUAUUUAAAGAGACUAAAUUACUUCUUUUGGAAAUCAGUGAUCAUGGACCUAACCAACAGUUUCGUGGUGAUGCAGAGAGUAACUAUAUUGCUAUGAUGUCUUUUGAGUUUGUGUUUUCAUUGACGAAAACUCAAGACAUUGUAAGUGCUUUAAAUUUUGUUGAGAACACAAAAAUGCAACUUCAAGAUAUGAGGGAAUAUGGUUGGGAUGAUUUAUUCAUGAGUGUGGUAUCAUUUUGUGAGCUACAUGGUGUUGAUGUUCCUGAUAUGGGUGGUCGUUAUAUGAUGGGUACACAUCGUUCUUGCCAACAAAAAGAUUUUAUUACAAUUGAGCAUGCCUAUCGCAUUGAUGUAUUUAAUGGUGUUAUAGAUUGCAUGAUGAGGGAGUUAAAUGAUAGAUUUCCAGAGCAAACAGUUGAACUUCUUACCCUUAGCUCAGCAUUGGAUCCACGUAAUUCUUUCAUGUCAUUCAAUAUUGAGCAUAUAUGUAAACUUGCCAAGAAAUUCUAUCCUGCUGAUUUCCUUCCUCAGGAGUUGAAAGCUUUAGAAGUACAGCUCAAGUUGAUUCGGUUGGUGUUGACUCUUCCUGUUUCUACAGCAACAACGGAACGAGCUUUCUCAUGUAUGAGAAUUAUCAAGAAUCGACUUAGAAGCACCAUAUGUGAUGAAUUUCUUGCUGAUUGUAUGAUCCUCCACAUUGAAAGAGAGUUUGCCAAUACUAUUGACAAUGCAUCCAUAAUUGAGGAAUUUAAGAGUUCUAAGCCUCGUAGGGUUAAAUUUUAG